Molecule: messenger RNA, 765 nt
Organism: Cyphellophora europaea CBS 101466
Lineage: Eukaryota; Fungi; Ascomycota; Eurotiomycetes; Chaetothyriales; Cyphellophoraceae
Exons: 1
Coding region: 1-765 (254 amino acids)
Biological process (GO): protein transport to vacuole involved in ubiquitin-dependent protein catabolic process via the multivesicular body sorting pathway
Cellular component (GO): ESCRT II complex
Source: RefSeq, a predicted model, not a curated record
AUGUCAUCCCGGCGAGGUGUUGGCCUUGGGGCUUUCACCAACCUGGCAUCGACGCAGCAAUCGUAUGCUGCACAUGGAACCACCCUCCGCACCGCCAAUGCGGCCAGUCUUCAAACGCAGCUGGAAGUCUUCCAAUCACUUCUACACAACUUCGCACUCGAGCAUUCGGCCACCAUAAAAUCCAAUCCGACCUUCCGGGCCGAGUUCGCGCGUAUGUGUAACGCCAUCGGUGUUGAUCCCCUUGCUGGAUCCUACGUCAGAGGCAAAAAAGCCGAUUCGCUUUGGGCGAAGAUGCUGGGCCACGAUGUGAACGACUUUUACUUUAGCGUGGCAGUACGAGUGGUAGAGCUGUGUCAAGCAAGUAAGACAGAAAACGGUGGCUUGUUGGGUGUGAAGGAAUGUGCAGAGAGUGUGGCAAGAGGCAAGGCGAUUGGUGGCGGAAUGGAGGUGAGCGAGGACGACAUAUUGAGAGCGGUCAAGUCACUCGGGCCGCUGGGAGCGGGAUUCUCGAUCAUCCCAAUUGCUGGAAAGCAAUUCAUCAGAAGUGUACCAAAGGAGUUGAACACGGAUCAGGCAACAGUGCUCGAAGUGCUGCAGCUGCUUGGGAGUGUUACAGUUUCGUUGCUGAGGGUCAAUUUGAACUGGGACAAGGCGAGAGCUGUGACAGUCCUGGAGGAUCUGUUGGGUGAUUCACUGGUAUGGAUUGACUAUCAAUGUCCCGAGCCCGAGUACUGGUCUCCUCAAGGUCUGAUCGACGAUGACUAA